Messenger RNA from Heteronotia binoei (common prickly gecko), 2119 nucleotides. RefSeq names its product zinc finger protein 883-like. Gene Ontology annotation, biological process: regulation of transcription by RNA polymerase II. The transcript is spliced from 4 exons. The record is from RefSeq and is a predicted model, not a curated record. Gene Ontology annotation, molecular function: RNA polymerase II cis-regulatory region sequence-specific DNA binding; DNA-binding transcription activator activity, RNA polymerase II-specific. Gene Ontology annotation, cellular component: nucleus. Lineage: Eukaryota; Metazoa; Chordata; Lepidosauria; Squamata; Gekkonidae. Bases 313 to 1896 code for a protein of 527 amino acids.
GGAAGAUCCCGUACAAAUGCCAAAGGAAGAGUUCCCAGUUCUGUCUCCCGGGAUGAGUUGCAAGGAGGAAGGGAGGGAGGGCAAUGAAAAGAGUGGCGAGCGGAUGAGCGCAGGCGGAUCCCUCUUUGGAAAGCCCUGCCUUUUGUCUCCAAGGAAAGCUCUGAGCCUCGUGAGGUCAUUUCCUGCCGUGCCUCCCCAUCCCCGUGGGAAAGUGGCUUUUGUCUUUCCCACAAUAGCAUCUGUCUCAUCCCAGGCGCGCUUGGCCCUGAAAAGACACGGAGGCUUCAGUCUAGACCUUCUCAUCGUGGUGGAAUGGAAACCAGCUCUGUGCAGCUAGAUCAGGUUCUGGUGACCUUUGAGGAUGUGGCUGUGUAUUUCUCAGAGGAGGAGUGGGCUUUGCUGGAUCCAGGCCAGCAGGCUUUGCACCAGGAAGUAAUGGAGGAGAACUGCAGGAACCUGGCCUCUCUGGGUAAUAUGGAAUGGAAGAAAAGGGGUGAAGAGCGGAAAAAGGAAACUGAAGCAAAUGAGUACAUACAAAAAUCCAUUUCUUCUUAUGGCGCUGCCCUCCAUGAGAUUCCAGAGCAAGAAGGACAUUGUGGGAAUAAGGCCCAUCGAUCAAUGGUUAGACUGCAUGCACAAAUUCACAAAUGCACUGAUUUUGGAGAAAACUUCAGUGAGAUCCCAACUUUUAAUUCCCAACAAAGAAUAGACAUGGAGGAGAAACCGUAUUAUUGUUCAGAGUGUGGAAAGAACUUCAAUAUGAUUUCAAAUCUAAUUUCCCAUCAAAGAAUCCACACAGGGGAGAAACCAUAUCGAUGCUUAGAGUGUGAAAAGAGCUUCAGUCACAGCACAGGUCUUGCUUAUCAUCAAAGAAUCCACACAGGUGAGAAACCAUAUAAAUGCUUGGAGUGUGGACAGACUUUCAGUGUGAGCUCCAGCCUUACUUCCCAUCAAAGAAUCCACACAGGAGAGAAGCCUUAUAAAUGUUCAGCAUGUGGACAGAACUUCAGUCACAGCUCAAGCCUUGCUUACCAUCAAAGAAUUCACACAGGGGAGAAACCAUAUGAAUGUUCGGAAUGUGGGAAAAGUUUCAGUCACAACUCAGGCCUUUCUUACCAUCAAAGAAUCCACACAGGUGAGAAACCAUACAAAUGCCUGGACUGCGGACAGGGCUUCAGUGUGAGCUCGAGCCUCAUUUCUCAUAGAAGGAUCCACACAGGAGAGAAACCUUAUAAAUGCUCAGUAUGUGAACAGAGCUUCAGUCACAGUUCAAGCCUUGCUUACCAUGAAAGAAUCCAUACAGGGGCAAAACCUUAUAAAUGCUCAGAGUGUGGGAAGAGUUUUAGUCAUAGCUCAGGCCUUGUUUAUCAUCAAAGAAUUCACAAUGGGGAGAGGCCAUAUAAAUGCUUGGAGUGUGGAAAGGGCUUCAGCGUGAGCUCAAGUCUUACUGCCCAUCAGCGAAUCCACACAGGAGAAAGACCAUAUGAAUGCUCAGAUUGUGGAAAGAGUUUUAGCAGUAGGACAGGAUCUAUUAGACAUCAAAGAAUCCACACAGGAGAGAAACCAUAUAAAUGCAUGGAAUGCGGAAGAAGCUUCAGUGUCAGUGUAAACCUUGCUUCCCAUCAAAGAAUUCACACAGGAGAGAAACCAUAUAAAUGCCCAGAAUGUGGAAAACGUUUUCCUGACCACUCACGUCUUGGUGUGCAUCAAAGAAUCCACACCGGGGAGAAACCAUACAAAUGCUUGGAGUGUGGAAGGAGCUUCAGUGUGAGCUCACACCUUAUUUCUCAUCAAAGAAUCCACACAGGAGAGAAACCAUAUAAAUGCUUAGAGUGUGGAAAGAGUUUCACCCAGAGCACAAACCUUACAAGACAUCAAAGAAUCCAUACUGGUUAGAAGCCAUUUAAUUGUUUUAUCAGUGGUCACACAAAUUCUUAUUUUGAUACCUAAUGUUAGCCAGUUGUAACAAAAUGUUCCAUAUGGUACAUUUAAGUAUUGUAAGUGCUUUGCAGGACAUGUGGACUAAAACAUUUUAAAUCUUUGUAUACAUUCCUUAUAAGAAUUCCCCUGUGAUCUAUGCGUUAUUUAUUUACCUCAUUAAGAUGUGAGCUGAUCAUGA